AAUCAUUCAACUUCAUCCAUGAAAACACAUUCAAAGGGCUAUAUUGGAAUAAAAUGUGAAUUUAAUUUAAUCUAAAACACUCUCUGCCUCUUGUAUGAUUGUAUUCUCGUCGUUAUAGAUAAGGCCAUGAUGGAGAACCAACAAGUCGACGGACAGCAUGGAUCCUUGGUAUCGGCCAUCGAGAAAACUGGAUUGAAGGCGUUUCAACCUUCAAGCGACGAGGCAUCUCGUCUAGAGGGUCAACGAGAAUUCAGCGCUUUACUAUCGAGAACCAAAACGGUAGCACUUAUGUCUUCCCUAACUAAAUUGACCCAGCCGGACCGUGUCCCUGGAUGGCUUCGAAUUCAUCUGAUGGAUGUCCUCACUUUGCUUCCUCAGAGACCUGAUGGAGUACGGGCUGCUUUGGAGUUCGUCUUUUCUGUUCAUCCGUCAAGCACAGUAAGGAUCUCUGAGGCUGCAACGCCUCAAAAGAGAGGAGCCAAUAUCACCAUGGAAGCUCUCAAGCUGGCUUCUAACUUGUUAUCUGCACCGCCUACCACGGUUUCUCCAGACCAAUGGUACACCGGUAUCGCACCACAACUUCUAGCUCUCCUUGACGGAAAGGAGGGGCCGGACCUCGUGAAGGCUGCCGCUUACGUUAUCGGGUUUGGUGUGCUGGGGAGGAAGCAAUUCGGGGCUCCUGGAACACCCGGAUGGAAAGCAUUCGCUGAACCAUUGCUCACUAAGAUAAAUACAAAUUUAUCUCAAGAACCUAAAGCCGAGCCUCUCGUAUUUAGUGCUGGUCCAGAUGAGGUUGUCGAUCUACGGAAAGAGGUUGUUCUGGUAAGACCAGAUGAGCUAUAUACUGCGCUGAAACGCUUAUCAUCUCUACUUGACUCGCAUCCGAACCCAGGCUUGACUAAGAGGCUUCUUUCGCCUUUAAUGUCAUCUUUGUGGACAAUAUCGACGUGGCCACCUACAACUAAGGAAUUCGACGAGCGAUAUCGUUACCCAGCCACCACCCUUCUACGAAUCUAUUUAAAACUUUCAGGAUCUCCAGAGAAAUUUCAAGCACUUCUCGACAAUCUUCUUGCGAAUGGAAGUGUAGAUGCGUCCAAACCCAGAUGGAUCUAUGAUUUGGUGGGUGACUCUAACCUCCAGGUAAAACGAUUACGAGGGGAUGCAAAUGCCGUAGAUCUAGUAUCGAAUCUAGGUCUCUUGGAGUCCAAAUCCGAUGAUUUCGUGGAACUUCUGCAAUCAGUUGGAACCGAUUCAGAUAUAUCGGCACUGUUUCUCAAUCUACUUCGUAGCUCGCUUGGACCGGCGGAGACUGUUCACGAGAUUAAAAUAAUUCCCGAGGCCGAACCAACAAAAGACCCAACGAUCCAGCUCACUCAGGCGAAGGUGCUACAAAAAAUGAUGGAGAAGGAGGCGUUGUCCGAUAAGCUAGUCACGGGCUGGAAACAAGUACUUGAACUUGUGAGCCAAUUUCUAGAUCGGUCGCAAAGUUCAUCGACGGCAGCAAACGACGAUACAACGUCUCUAGCGCUUAGUCUGUUGAAUCUUGUGGUUACCGCCCCUGGUUUCCAGAAGUCGAAUGCUCCUACAGAUAUUAUUGAAUCUAUCGAGAAAUCUCUCGAAGGGAUUAGCAAAUCGCAAGACACGGAUGUAUCACAGACAGCCCGCAACCUCUCACUCCUUCUCAAGUAUCGAGACUCUCUAGACGACCCCUCUGAACAGACGACGGCGCCAACAGACCGUCAAAUAGAAGACCGCAAAACCUACAACUUGGCCAUAUCAUAUAUCACGCAAGCAGACUCGCCUCCGCCAGUGCGCACCGAGGGUCUAAAUCUUUUAUCCGGGUUAAUACGAGCCAGCAGCCCUAUCCUCGACAUCCAAGCCACGCUUGUGCUCUUGUCGUCUCUCCUAAACGAGGAUGACGACUACAUCAACCUAACGGUCGUGAGGCUAUUUGCGCAACUAGCCGACAAACACCCUCGCUCGACCACGAAAGAAAUUCUAGACCAUUACGUCGACGCCAACGAACAAGAAACAACCGACGCUCGUCUCCGCUUCGGCGAAGCAUUACUCCAAGUAAUCCAACGCCUAGGCGAAACCUUCUCCGGCGAGAUAGCCAAGCAAGUCGGCGAAGCCCUCCUCUCCAUCGCAGGCCGGCGCGCCCACCGUCCCAAAACCAAAGCCAAGCAAGAGCGCCAAGAACGGCUCCAACAGCUGAAAAACAAAGCCGCCCGCGACGCGUGGCAAGGCGAGGUACCCACCCUCGCAGACUCAGACGACGAGGAAUCACAAACGGAAGAAGAGCGCGCGCGCAACGAGAUCAUCGCGCAGAUCGUGUCCGGCUGGGACAGCAAGCGCGGCGCGGAAGAUAUCCGCAUGCGCGCCUCCGCGCUAUCCCUCUUCUCCGCCGGCAUCGAGACCAACAUAUCCGGCCUCGGCGCCCCUCUCGUCCAAAACGCGGUCGACCUGUGCCUCAACGCGCUGGCCCUCGAGUCAGGUCCCGAGACGGGGAUCUUGCGUCGCGCCGCUAUCGUGCUUAUCCUGCACGUCGUACGCGCGCUCGCGGACGCGCGGGAGAGCGGUAAAAGGAGUCUCGGCUUCGCGCUCGCGGAGCAGAGUCGUGCGGAGAUUGCGAGGGCGCUUGAGUAUGUCGCGCAGACGGACACGGAUGGGCUUGUGCGCGAGCACGCGCGCGAUGUCGUUGAGAGCUUGCAUAAUUGGCGGCUGAGUGCUCUGGUCCCUGCUGCGUCUGAGGUCCGCGGCGACGGCCCGGCUGCGCUUACGCGGUUGGCUGGGUUGGAUAUCGGGGUUGAUGCGCGGCCGAGCUUGCCUGCGCUGGAGCCGGGUGUGAGGCCGAGGAUUGAGGAGGUGGAGUGAGUGCCUACCUAUCUAGAUAGUCUGAUGGUCUAGGUACUAGGUAGGUAGCGUGACAUUUUAUAUGAAACACUCGAGAGACGUUAUUAAAAAGUGUUACUUACGUUGAAUUCGCUAUAGCACGUAGCAUUGGUAGAUAUU
Messenger RNA from Annulohypoxylon truncatum, 3012 nucleotides. RefSeq lists its product as uncharacterized. NCBI's taxonomy places the organism in Eukaryota, Fungi, Ascomycota, Sordariomycetes, Xylariales, Hypoxylaceae. Gene Ontology annotation, biological process: protein secretion. Bases 127 to 2874 code for a protein of 915 amino acids. The record is from RefSeq and is a predicted model, not a curated record. The transcript has 3 exons.